This is a messenger RNA of Equus quagga, 3637 nucleotides long. It is a transcript of the gene TIGAR, whose product is annotated as TP53 induced glycolysis regulatory phosphatase. Gene Ontology annotation, cellular component: cytosol. The transcript is spliced from 7 exons. Bases 94 to 909 code for a protein of 271 amino acids. Gene Ontology annotation, biological process: negative regulation of glycolytic process; regulation of pentose-phosphate shunt; fructose 2,6-bisphosphate metabolic process. The record is from RefSeq and is a predicted model, not a curated record. Gene Ontology annotation, molecular function: fructose-2,6-bisphosphate 2-phosphatase activity. NCBI's taxonomy places the organism in Eukaryota, Metazoa, Chordata, Mammalia, Perissodactyla, Equidae.
GUGUGGGCGCCGUGAGCCCGCAGUGCCGAGCGGCCGGCGGCGCUGGGCGGGGGACCGAGCCGUGGCCUGUGCUCCUCUCCGUCCGGGGCCAGCAUGAUGACGCGCUUCGCUCUGACCGUUGUCCGGCAUGGAGAAACAAGAUUUAACAAGGAGAAAAUACUUCAAGGACAAGGAGUGGAUGAGCCUCUUUCAGAAACUGGGUUUAAACAAGCAGCUGCUGCUGGUAUAUUUCUUAAGAAUGUGAAGUUUACCCAUGUUUUCUCCAGUGACCUCACGAGGACAAAGCAGACCACGUGUGGGAUUUUGGAGAAGAGCAAAUUUUGCAAAGAUAUGGCAGUAAAGUACGAUUCAAGACUUCGAGAAAGGAAAUACGGAGUUGCAGAAGGCAGGGCGCUGAGUGAGCUGAGAGCAAUGGCCAAAGCAGCCGGAGAAGAAUGCCUCAUGUUCACACCACCCGGAGGAGAGACCUUAGCCCAGGUGAAAAUGCGUGGAAAAGACUUUUUUGAAUUUCUUUGUCAACUGAUCCUGAAAGAAGCAGAUGAGAAAGGACAGUUUUCCCAAGGAGCUCCAAGCAACUCUCUGGAAACUUCUUUGGCAAAGACAUUUCCUUUAGGAAAAACCUGUGCCCCUGCAUGUAACUCAGACAGCAGUGCUCCAGGGUUAGCGGCCAGUGUCUUAGUUGUGAGUCAUGGCGCCUACAUGAGAAACCUGUUUGAUUAUCUUGUGACUGACCUCAAGUGUUCCUUACCAGCGAGUCUGAGCAGAUCUGAACUUGUGUCAGUCAGCCCCAAUACGGGGAUUAGUCUCUUUAUCGUAAACUUUGAGGAAGGAAGAGAAGUCCAACCAACAGUUCAGUGUGUCUGUAUGAACCUGCAGGAGCAUCUGAAUGGAGUCACUGAAACUCGCUAAAUGUAAAUAUACAUCAAAGGCUAACGGUGUGGAGCCUCUGAGGGAGUGCCUUUGACUCUGUUUCCAUCCUCUGCUGGUGCUGGUUUGGAAACAAUUGAAAAGCUGUCUGUCAUAGCAGGUCAUAAAGCUCGAAUGGAAUCAUAGCCACAAAAAAACACUAAGGGAGAAUCAUUUAGGAUUGACUUAUUGUGUCUGAGUACAGUUGGCAUUUUCCGGAAUAAUUUUACACCCCGCAUGGUUCUGUCUCUGGCUUGUAAAUGGAUGGAGGAACUCAGUAUUGCAAAUUGGGGGUUUCAUAACCUUGUUACUGUUUUUUUUCCUUUUUUUAAUUGAUAUUUUUCUUUAAUGUCUGAAAAAUCUAGCCUAUUUUAUUGGCUCUUGGUAAGAUACUGUAUGUUUUUUACUAUCCCGUCCAGUGCUGGUAAGAAGGAAGUAUUUAUAAUUCCCACUGCAUAUUUAUAGUGACAAUAUGUUAUAUUUAAAAAGUCCUUUAAAUGAAAAAUGCUUACCAUCAUAAGUUUAUGUAACAGCAAAAUGACACUAAAAUGUUUAAUAUAGAUAUCAACUUUUGGAAUUUUUUACUCUGGAGGGUUUGAAAUGUGGAUGAAUGCAGAUUAUGAUCACAGAGUGGUCUUGUGAGGGAGAAGUUAAAGCAUAUCUGAUUAAAAAACAUUAAAGAAGGAGUCUGAGCAGGGGAAGAUGAAAGAGCAGAUCUUUCUGAUCUAACCUGCAGGCUGAAGAAUUUAGUUUGAGGAACGCUCUAAAGAAAGCGAGCAGUUACUAGGGUACCUCAUGGUCACCCCAGCAUGAGAGAGGGCGCUUCCUUGAGAAGAAUGGCGGCCUGAGGACCGCGACUGUGGGUCCCCGUGGGAGGUGCAGAUGAGGUUGCCUCUUUUUUCCACCAGAUGGCACUGGAGAGAAGAGAUUUUGGUUCACUUAAUUUUGUAAUUCGAUUGGUCUCAAAAAUCCUCCCCUAAAUGCAGGAAGUGUUUUAGGUGCAUUUUGUUUUAAGUUAUCAUGUUGAUGACGCUGUGAAUCUCUGAAGUGGGUCAGCUAAGGCUCAAAUCACGUAUAGUCACAAUUUACUUUGAACAUCAUUUAAAUCAUAUAUAAAAUUCAGUGUUAUGCUGUUCUCAGUGUCUGGUGCCACCAGUUUCCUCCAGUGUUGGAGCAGAGCGCAUGUGGAGCCCCAGGGGAAGCAUGCUGCAAAAGAAAACUUGAAAAAUUACCAAAAAGGACAAACAAUGAUAAAUGUCCGCAUUCCCACCAUCCAAAAGUAAUAACUCCCCACCUUUUUUUUUUUUUUUAAGAAAUAGCACAUUGAGAUACAGGUGAAGUUCCUUUGACUAGUCCUCGCGGUCCUGUUGCCCUCUUGUGCCCUGCAGAGGGGACCACGGCACUGAGUCUGUGUGUGUGUUCACCCGUUCUUUACAUUUUCACCUAGUGUCUUAAGGAAAUGAUAUUGUUUUGGUGUUUUCAAAAUGUACAUAAACAUCAUCAAGCUGUCUGUGUUCUUCGUUUUCACCUGUUGUAUCUUGGAGCUCUGUGUUGGUGUGUAUAGAACUAGUUACUUAUAACCAGUGUAUUCUAUUGAAUAAAUAUACCACAUUUUGUUUAUUCUCCUAUUAGUGGAUGUUUAGGUGUAUUCACUGUUUUCCUAUAGAAACAGUGCUUCAGGGAACAGCCUUUGGCACCUCUCCUCAUGCUGUGUCAUAAAAAAUGUGCAUCUCCAGUUUGACAAAAGCCGAAUGGUUCUUCAAAAUGGCUGUCCUGUUUUUCAGCCUCACUAGCAGUAUUCGAAAGUUCCCAUUUUCCACAUCUUUGAUACUGUCUGAUGAAAUCUGGUUAAUCUGAUAGGUGAGAAACAUUAUACUGUUGUUUUAGUAAGCUUUUUUCUGUAAUUGCUGAUGAGUCUGGGCAUUUUUUCCUGUGUGUAUUGACAAUUAGUAUUUUCUCACGGUGAACCGCCAGUGUAGAUUCCUUGCCUGGCUUUCUGUUGGACUGUGUGGCUUUUUCUUAGUGAGUUGCAGGGGUAACAUUGCAAAUACCUUCCAGCUUACUUGCCUUUUACAUAUGUUCAUCAUGCAUUGUUUUCAUAUAAGUGUUUUUCAUUUUAAGUCAAACCCAUAUAUAUUGCCCUUUAUGGUUUCUGGGGUUUGUUUUGGUGUCUUUAAGAAGUCUCCUCUACCAUAAGGUCAUUAUAUAAUCUCAUUUUUUCUUAAAGUUUUAGAGGAUUUUUUGAAUGCUAAAUCUUCAAAUUAUCUGGAAUUUAUUUUUGUGUGGCAUGAGGUCAGAACUGAGUUUUAUGUUUUUGUCCAUGUGGUGAAACAGUUACCCCAACGCCAUUAUUGGGAGUCUCUCCUUUCCUAGAUAACUUGCAGUUCUCUGUUCAUACCCCCACGCGCCCAUGUUCGCGGGAGCCUGUCUGUGGACUUGAUUCUGUUUCAGUGAGCUGUGUAUACCCAUGACAAUGUCAUCUUAGAUACUGUAGCUUUGCUGCUGAGUACCUUGUCAGGGAGAACGUUCACGGACAGAGAAAGGAACUCUUCUAAGUGUGUGGAAGGGAAAUGUCCACACGACAUCUUUUUCCCUACAGUAUUUAACUCUCCUUCCAUAAUGGAAUGAAGGCCUGUUUAUUUCCAAAUGGUUAUUUUGGUACUGCUCCAUUCCUAUGGCUUAUCACAUGUUAAAAUCCUUCGGACCAGAAAUAAAACUUCAGAUUCCCUUG